This is a messenger RNA of Brenthis ino (lesser marbled fritillary), 963 nucleotides long. The record is from the annotation of a GenBank genome assembly. Lineage: Eukaryota; Metazoa; Arthropoda; Insecta; Lepidoptera; Nymphalidae.
AUGAUAUCAUAUCCUACUUUUACUGAAAAGCCUUGCACUGGUGUAGAUUAUAUUGAAACUUCUUUUGAGCCUGGAUUUUGGGAUGGGUACAAAGUUACUAUAAAUCGUAAGCUGCCAGCAAACACUGCCAUAAAAUUAAAAUUUGAAUCUGAAGCAUACGUAACUGUGGACAAAAGUGUAGCAAGAUUGACAACAUUAAGGGAUAACGUAUUUAAAAUUACCAUCCUUAACAAUACAGAUAACGUUUCUUUCAGGGUUAAAGGACAAAUUAUCUUUUUCCCGCCCUAUCUGAUAAGCGUUAAAAUAAAAAAUGUGGAAAACUGCAAAGAACCAAAAUUGGGUUAUUUCGAAAACUAUCCAGCUGGUGCAGAACAUAGACCAGCUGCUCAUUGUGUUACGAGCAACGGUGAACCUGUGUUACCGGAAUUUUUAGGUGUGGUUCUUGGCAAGUACAGCCUGAUUGGAGGUGACGUUGCGCCCCAAGAAAGAGAGGUAUACGACGUGAUAGUACAUGAAGAAUAUACUCAUAAAAUGUUGAAAAAUGAUAUAGCACUGCUAAAACUAAAAACUCGAAUAGAAUUUUCCACGUAUAUACAACCAGCUUGUUUGUGGUUCGACAAGGCAGCAGAAAUGUUACCUGCUAAUGAAAAGAUUAUUGGUACAGUUACAGGAUGGGGAUUUGAUCAAACAGACACUUUAUCCACAACACUUACUGAAACAGCUAUGCCAAUAGUACCAGAUCUAGAUUGUAUUAUGACUAAUCACGUACUUUAUGCACCAUUUUUGAAGGGUAAAAAAAGGUUUUGUGCUGGAUUCCAUAACGGAACAUCCGCUUGUAAUGGCGACAGUGGUGGUGGUUUCAUGGUUUACAUACCUUAUGUAAAUGUAUCUAGGGUCGAAGUUCAUCCACUGGUGGCUGGAGCCUACUACGUUAGAGGCAUCGUGUCUCUGAGUCCGGCUAAA